This is a messenger RNA of Elephantulus edwardii (Cape elephant shrew), 939 nucleotides long. Its product is annotated as olfactory receptor 5-like. Gene Ontology annotation, cellular component: membrane. NCBI's taxonomy places the organism in Eukaryota, Metazoa, Chordata, Mammalia, Macroscelidea, Macroscelididae. Gene Ontology annotation, biological process: G protein-coupled receptor signaling pathway. The record is from RefSeq and is a predicted model, not a curated record. The transcript has a single exon. The coding region runs from base 1 to 939 and encodes 312 amino acids. Gene Ontology annotation, molecular function: olfactory receptor activity; G protein-coupled receptor activity.
AUGGAGAGCUCCUUGGCGUUGGCCAACAUGACCCGAGUGAAAGAGUUCAUCCUGUUGGGUUUGUCCACCAGACCAGAGAUAAGAGAUGUCCUGUUUGCCGUCUUCCUGAGCCUCUACCUGUUGACCCUCUUGGAGAACGCUCUCAUCAUCUACCUCAUCUGCAGUCACAGUGAGCUCCACAAGCCCAUGUACUUCUUCCUGGGCAACCUGAGCUGCCUGGAGAUGUGCUACGUGUCGGUGACCAUGCCCAGCUUACUCGUGGGGCUGUGGACGGGGCCCUACCACAUUUCCUUCACAGCCUGCAUGACCCAGCUCUUCUUCUUCAUUGUCCUCAUCUGCACUGAGUGCACCCUCCUGGCCUCCAUGGCCUAUGACCGCUACGUGGCCAUCUGCCGCCCCCUCCACUACCCACUGCUCAUGAGACCCCAGGUCUGCCUGGCCUUGGCUUUGUCAUCAUGGCUUGGGGGUCUUGUGGUCUCUGUGGCCAAGACCACGUGCAUUGCUAGUCUUUCCUACUGUGGCCCCAAUGUCCUCAACCAGUUUUUCUGUGAUGUUUCCCCUUUGCUCAACCUGUCCUGCACCCAUGUGGCCCUGACAGAGCUGGUGGACUUCAUCUCUGCCAUUGUCAUCUUCUGCGGGACCCUGCUGGUGGCCUUGGCCUCCUACUCAGCCAUUGGAGUGACCGUGCUGCGCAUGCCGUCAGCUGCCGCCCGCCGUAAAGCGUUCUCCACCUGCGCCUCCCACCUGGUGGUCGUGGGCAUCUUCUACUCAGCUGCCCUCUUCAUCUAUUGCCGUCCCAGCCGCAUCAAGUCCAUGGACCUCAACAAGGUGCUGUCCGUCAUCUACACCGUGGUCACGCCUAUGUGCAACCCGAUUAUCUACUGCCUCCGGAACAAGGAGGUCCAUGCAGUGCUGAAAAAAGCUGUCCACUUGCCUUGA